AUGGCUCUUAUCUGCAGUGCAAAGAAAUGCGAAUUUGGUGGCACCAUUAACGGUGAUUCCUACCUCAGCUGCUGGCUUUGUGAUAAUUACGCUCAUAUAAAAUGUGCUGGAGGUGGUCACUUUGGACGUCUUAAUGACUUAAUAUCGAAACGCAUGGGUCUUACUUGGUCAUGUUUGGCCUGCAGGGAGAUUGAGGCGGAAAUGCGCACCUUUAUGAGACAAACGAGGAAUGGUUUCCAAGAUGUUCGGAAGCAAUUCAAUGCUCUUAACGAGAAGUUCCUUACGUUGGAAUCGCAAUUUCUGGGCCUCAAACUCUUGAGCGAAUCACCAAGGAGGAAAAUACUGAACAACAACCUACUGCUUGUCUUACCUAGUGGAACGCCUGCCUCUCACCUACAGCCGAUGGACUCAUUUUCUACUCCUAGUGGCCAACCUUCACCGAUGGAUGUCCAUCCGCCAUCGGAGGAUCCAGCCUUUCUCACGCCUAACAACAUAGUAGUUGCCUCAAAAAUCCAUACCCCUGUCAAUUUAACUUUGGACUCAGUUGCCAGUGAUGGAAUCCCUAACAGUAACCAGCUUCCAGUUGCAAAUGAUUUGCCGGUCUCUGUUACAUUGAAUGGUGAUGGAUCGGCAGCCUCUUCUAGCUCCUCAGCUCCCGCCCUGAGACUUUUAGGAGUAGCUCCACCAACUCGCUUUUCCGGUGUUCCACUCAGCGCGGUGGUCCCCCGCAAAGCAAUCUUUGUCUCUCGUCUUAUUCCCGAAGACACACCGGAUGAUGUCAAACUACAUCUAAGCUCUUAUCUUCAAUCGCCGCCGGAUAACUUUAUUAUAACUAAAUUUAAUUUUACACAUAAGCGUAAUAUCUCAUCUUUCAAAAUUCUUCUUCCCGAUUCUCUUGUAUCCAAAGCUUUGGAGCCGGCUGCAUGGCCUGAGCACACUAUUAUGCAUGAAUUUCUGCCUAGAGACUCUACCCAGAAUCCUCGAGUUACUCUCCCUAAGAUUUCAAAAAACUAA
Molecule: messenger RNA, 1014 nt
Organism: Drosophila obscura
Lineage: Eukaryota; Metazoa; Arthropoda; Insecta; Diptera; Drosophilidae
Exons: 1
Coding region: 1-1014 (337 amino acids)
Source: RefSeq, a predicted model, not a curated record